UCAGUCAGCGGCCCCCAGCAAGGCCUCGCCGGAGUCGCUCAAGCCGCGCGCGCUGCACUAACGAUCCAACCCGGCUUUGGGCAGCCGUUCUCCACACAGGAGCGGCCAAGGGUCCCAAAGCAGCAGCCCGACUCUGUUCGCACCUGGCCUGCCGGUUCCUUGGGAGCUCGCUCCCCUUAACCAAAGUUAUUGUCGGGCUCUGAAACCAUUAAAAGGGGCGCUUCGCUUCUCAUGUUGGGGUUUGACUGGCACUGUCUGAACGUUUCCGUUCACCUGGGACUAACUCUUCCGUGUAAUCCCGCUGGGCUUCAGGAAGGGAGAGAAUUGUAAAGGUCUUUCAGAGCUAUUCAGGGCGCUUAAAGCAUGGGCCGUAAAAAAUGAAGGAAACGUGGGUUCCACUUUAUAAAUAUUCUUGUAAAAGUGGGUUGUUUUUUUCUUUAUUUCACGUGAAGGAGCAUAAAGGGUCUGCCGACUUCGGUCCUUUCCAGCCUCGCGCCGUUUUUUCGUGCUUUCUUUCUGCCUCGAAGAGCUUCGCUUUUAUUUCCAGCCAUUAGAGGGCGCUUUCAAUACGUAGCGGCCGGAGGAUUCGGUCAUUGUCGCUUAGCAACCGCCAUCGUAUCCUAAACAAAACUGACACGCGGAGACAGAACUCGUGAUCCGCACCGACGACUGGCAACCCUACAGUGCUGAGAGUAUGUCACCCGCUAGGAACUCCUUCCCAUUCCCUAAUUACGAAAAUGAAAAUACAUACUGUGGUAAUAGGAAUGCACAGCAACAAGACACCUGGAAUCGUCUACAUGGAACAGCAACUUUGGCAAGCAUCAGAAGAGAAGUCUGGUAUUCAGAACCUGAGAUUUCUAAAGACAGUUUGGAUUUUAAUCUCAGUUCUCUAUACAAUCACCAUGAAGACCUGCUUAAAGACAAAAGUCAAGUAGUCCUCCAUAAGGAGACCCUCCUUGAUGACCAUGGAACAUUGAAGGGUUUAGAGCCUGUGAAGAAAUACACUUCAGUUCAGCAUCCUACCUCCAAGGGCAUUACUGUGAGACACUGGGCUAACCCUGUAAAAGAAUCUAUCCACCACAUUGAGGGAGCCAUUGAAUCUCCACAUACUGCUGCCACAAACAGUGGAUAUUCCCGUAAAGAGAAUGGUGGGAUCUUCUAUCAUUAAUGAUUUUUGCAGGGUCCUUUCGUCUGUACUUGCUGCCUAUUUGUUAACUCUUGGCUCACUGUAUGCUUAGUUUUCAGGUCAUCCAUUAAACCAGCCAGCUUCACUGAAUUUUAGUAAAAGCUCAGCUGUGCCAUAUUUGAAAAAGCAGCUUGUUCUUGCCAAUGGACCAAGCCCCAAACAUAUCAGGCCUAAUAAAUUCAGAUAUUUGGUUAGGACUGAAGUAAUAGAAUAUAGUCCACUUUGGGUUCAACUCUAAAGAAGAUACUAUUUAUAUUGAACCAUUACAGUAUUAUUUUACACAAUCUUACGCUAAAACUAUCUUAGUUAAUAUCUCAAAGUAAAAUAUGAACAUCAAUUAGUCUUUAAAAAAUGUUUUUCAAAAACAAAAUGCAAAUAUAACUUCAUUCCUAAAUUAUUCCUAAUACACUUAUGGAGUACUUCAGAACACAAAUUUCCAUAAGAACAGAGUGAUCCAACUUCUGAAGAUUAAAACUAUUAUAUCAAGAUCAAAAAGAAUGCCAACCAGGAACAAGGGCCGAAUGCCAAAAUACACAAUUCUAUAACCUUUAUAAAAAGUUCUGCAAGUACAAAAACUGCCACAGAUUGAGGAGACAAAGCACCUGAUGUCAUUUAUAAACACCGUGGCUAUGUGCAAGUUUCAAAAGUAAGCUGGAGCCAAAGAUUGCCAAUACAAAUGAAUCUCAAAACCAGCCCAGUAAUGUUUAUUUCAAAUUGGAAGUUGAUGCUUUAUGAUACAUUACUGAAUUGAUAUUUUCCCUUGGCACUUUAAGCCUAUACUUUUGAGUGAUGUUAGAUUAUUAGCUAUGCAAAGUGUAGGUUGUGAGAAUUUUGCUCAAAGAAAGAGGUCAAGAAACCCAAGAAAGAUAGAUUUCUAUACCUCUUAGGCUUAUCCACUUCCUGUCUACUGCAUUGACUUAAUUUUUUAUCCUUUAUCUUCACAUAUAAAGCCAUACUUUUAAAGAUUUUAUCUGCUUUGUCCAUUGUUUUCAUUAUUCAGUAUUGUCUCCCUAUUGCAGUUUUUUAACUAAUCUAUCCAGUAACAUGCUGUUAGAAUCAACCCAUUCUCCUCUGCUGAACUUUUUUUUAUCACUCUAAUAUACAUUUUUAAUUAAUAUUUUCACCUAUAUUCUUUCAUUAUUGCCUUAUGGUUCCUGUGAUGCAAUUUUUCUGCUUUUCUAAAAAAAAGUUGUUGUAGAUCCCAAAUAAUUGUUUCACAUUUUAAUUCCAAAUCAGUUAUAUCCUUUCUUGUAUAUCAAAUCAUGCAAUUUCCUGAAUAAACAAUCUAAGCAUUA
Protobothrops mucrosquamatus (brown spotted pit viper) is the source of this 2481-nucleotide messenger RNA. RefSeq names its product chromosome unknown C1orf194 homolog (gene CFAP276). Bases 695 to 1168 code for a protein of 157 amino acids. Lineage: Eukaryota; Metazoa; Chordata; Lepidosauria; Squamata; Viperidae. The transcript is spliced from 5 exons. The record is from RefSeq and is a predicted model, not a curated record.